AAUUAACUUGCUGUGUAUUUUCUUGAAUCUUCUUAAUUAAGAUGGCAUUUUAUUCACAACUACUUCAUUGUAGUUUCUACUUGUCUGUGUUAAUGUUGUUGUUUUCAGUGAAUUUUAGACUUUGUUGGGCAGAUUUAUCUUCGGACUACUAUGAGAAAUCAUGUCCAAAAGCUAUGUAUACCAUUAAAAACGCAGUAGCAAAUGCUGUGUGGAAGGACCGCCGCAUGGGGGCCUCUUUGCUCCGUCUUCAUUUUCAUGAUUGCUUCGUUAAUGGAUGUGAUGGAUCCAUACUAUUGGAUGAUACUUCAGAUUUCACAGGAGAAAAAACAGCAACACCAAAUUCAAAUUCGCUAAGAGGAUUUGACGUGAUAGAUACAAUCAAAUCUCAAGUAGAGAAAGUAUGUCCUGGAAUUGUUUCUUGUGCUGAUAUAAUAGCUGUUGCUGCACGGGAUUCUGUCGCAGUGUUAGGUGGGCCUUCGUGGACAGUCCAAUUAGGCAGAAGAGAUUCUACAACAGCAAGUUUAAGUGCAGCAAAUAGCGAUAUCCCGUCUCCUUUAUCGGAUCUUAGUGACCUUAUUUCUAACUUCGCCAAUAAAGGGUUCACUGCUAAAGAAAUGGUUGCCCUCGCAGGUGCUCACACGAUAGGCAAAGCACAAUGCUCAACAUUCCGAGAACGUGUGUACAACGAAACAAACCUCGAUUCAACUCUGGCUACAUCGUUGAAAUCAGACUGUCCUAGUACAGGUGGAGACGACACCGUUUCAUCACUUGAUGUAACCACCCCUUCAUUAUUCGACAACCAUUUUUACAAGAACUUGGUGGACAAUAAAGGGGUUCUUCACUCAGACCAACAACUAUUUAGCGGCGGUUCUACAGACUCUCAGGUCAAAACUUAUAGUACUCACCCUACAACAUUUGAUGAAGAUUUUGCAAGCGCUAUUGUUAAAAUGGGAAAUUUAAGCCCACUUACUGGAAGUAAUGGUCAGAUUCGGAGCAAUUGCAGGAAAAUCAACUAAUUAAUUAAUCAGGGUGCACCUAUAUAAGUUGUGGUGGUAGUAAUAUUUAUGUAAUUGUGAGUGAACUCAAGUUUGUAAUGUGUUUGUAUUUUGUUCUAAGUUUGUAACAUGUUUGUAUUUUGUUCUAAGAAGAACAACUGGUUGCGUGAAUAAAAACUUUAAUUUCCAA
Messenger RNA from Lycium barbarum (goji berry), 1185 nucleotides. Its product is annotated as cationic peroxidase 1-like. Lineage: Eukaryota; Viridiplantae; Streptophyta; Magnoliopsida; Solanales; Solanaceae. Gene Ontology annotation, biological process: hydrogen peroxide catabolic process; response to oxidative stress. The transcript is spliced from 4 exons. Gene Ontology annotation, molecular function: heme binding; peroxidase activity. The coding region runs from base 42 to 1016 and encodes 324 amino acids. The record is from RefSeq and is a predicted model, not a curated record.